AUGAACUGGGAAGGGAAAUUACAACUGUUCAAUUAUUUUGUUUGUUUGUUUUGGUCUAUUCCAGAUGAUGCUCUUUCCAAGUUCAACAUUGACUUUGUUGUAGCUCUGCUGAGGCAAGAAAAUGCUAAAGACAUUUGUGUCAUCCAGGUACCUCCAGAAAUAAAAUACUGCAAUUAUUUUAUAAUUGUGAGUGGAUCGUCAACACGACAUCUCCACGCAAUGGCACAUUACAUACUGAAAAUGGAGAAGAUAAGCUGGGCAUCUCCAUUCCUGCAUCCUUAACUAGCCGAUGUAAAACAACAGCUAAAUCUACUUGAAAGGAAACGGAACUUGGUGAUACAGGCAAUCAUGGGGAACCCAUAGCUGAAAGACUUCAUUGCUAAGCAACUGUAUUCAAAAUUAUUUUGAAAAAAACAGACACUUAAAAUUAACUGUGUGGGAAUUCUGAGCGUUGCAACGUCAGAUCUGAUACUAAAUCUUAUUGAGCAAUCCAGACUUACUCUCUGGAGCUGCAAGUGCAAUACAUAUUCCUCUUCUUGUAUAGACCACAGACCCAGCAUUAAGUAGUCAUCUAGCCCAUUUCAGACUUAAACCAACUCUAGACAACCUGACAAAGUCCAGCUUAUCUGUUCAGUUUGACUACUUUUAAAUAAA
This is a messenger RNA of Struthio camelus australis, 654 nucleotides long. Lineage: Eukaryota; Metazoa; Chordata; Aves; Struthioniformes; Struthionidae. The record is from RefSeq and is a predicted model, not a curated record.